AUGGCCGGAAGAAAAAUGAAACAAAAGGAUAAGCAUAAAGAACAGCACAUUCUGAGCCCCCAAUUACCCAGGAUCCUCCCUGCAACCUUGAGCCAAUAUCCUGUUCCACAUGAGUCUGCAUCUUCUUCUUUUCCCAAACUUGAGCCUGCAUCUAUUACACCUUAUCCUGGUUUGUCCCCCAUUCCUGUAAAUAAUAAAUUUAAUCCUUUAGGAUCCACCCUGAGCCAAAUAAGACCUAACUACCAGUCUGCACUUACAUCCAGCUAUGAUCCUUAUCCUUUGCCCCCAAAUGCAAGCCCUCUAUCUUCUUCUACAUUUAGACCUAAGUCUUCUCCUUAUGUAUCUAAAUGUACUACUAAUUUAUUUGUUCUUGAACCCCAUAUCACUGCAUCUAUGAGUCCUGCUGCAAUAGCUUUAAAUCAUUUUCCUCCUGGUUUCCAUUUCCUUCCCCAUAGUCCUUAUAAGUCCUUAAAAUAUUACAGAGAAAUUCUUCAUGAAACAAAAUCUGUCGAUAUUAAGCCUAUACGAGAUAAAGUUGAUCCCCAGAAAAUAAUCUACCACUCCUUGUACAUUUAUCAAGUCCUGAGUCAAAAGAGUUGGGGUCCUCACCCCUAUGCAUUAAGAUCCCUUCCUUCCAAGCUCCAAUAUAAUUAUGCAGAUUAUGUUGAGUCCUUCUAUUAUAUUUUCCUUCAUCAAACCCCUGAAUUUUCACAUUCCUGGUUUAUAAAUUUUGAUAAUAAAUUUAAAUAUGAUCAGCUUCCCUACUGGUUUCUUCACUGGUGGGAUACUCAUGGUCCUGUCUCUGAAAUUAUCCCCUCUGCAGUCACUGAGCUUAUUACUACAUUCUCUGCUCGAGUUAAGCUUCUUGAGCGUGAUCUAUUUUUUCCUAUACCCUUGUUAUUCUUUACCCGUUACAAGGUUCCCUGGAUUAUGAAAUGGAAUUAUCAUACAGAUUGGGAGAAGAGAUUCUUUUCCCGACAUUUUUUUGUUAAAUGGUGGGAUCGUUUUGAAGUCCACCGUAUAUCUGAAUAUUUCUACAGAGAUUUCCCGGCACUACCUCCUAAGCCUGAGCCUAAGCCUAAGCCUUCUUCUUCUCAGUCUUCCCAAAUUUCUACUGAAGGAAAAUCUAGAGUUGAAUUACGUGAUCUGGCUAAGCAGUUGCUUCUGCAGGCUGAAGAAAUGCAAGAUGAUGAUGAAGACAAUGAAUCUGAGUCCUCCUCCAGCUGCCAGCCUCGGCCUCAUAGCCCCAGUCCUGAUCGCCCAAUGAGAUGGUCUGACUAUCCCCAUGGUCAAGACCCUAAUGAAGCCUAUUCUGCCUAUGAUCUGAAUUCAGACUGA
This is a messenger RNA of Prunus armeniaca (apricot), 1338 nucleotides long. Lineage: Eukaryota; Viridiplantae; Streptophyta; Magnoliopsida; Rosales; Rosaceae. The record is from the annotation of a GenBank genome assembly.